Molecule: messenger RNA, 1953 nt
Organism: Penaeus chinensis
Lineage: Eukaryota; Metazoa; Arthropoda; Malacostraca; Decapoda; Penaeidae
Product: rhomboid-related protein 4-like
Exons: 8
Coding region: 532-1443 (303 amino acids)
Cellular component (GO): membrane
Molecular function (GO): serine-type endopeptidase activity
Source: RefSeq, a predicted model, not a curated record
CACAAAGCUCUUCGAAUGUGAUUGAAAAGGGACUCUUACAUCAUUUCCUUCUGUAAAUGAAUGUGGAGUGUAUGCUCUGUGAGCCAUGGCUGGAAGAGCAAUAGCUCUAUGGGGGAAACUAUUUCCAUGCUUAGGACCCUGUUCCUGCCCACCAUGAGGGGCAGCAGAGUGUUCAUUACAGAAAAUUUAAUAUCACAAAUAUAUAGAAAAAAUACACAAAUAACAACAUGUUACUUAUUGUUAUUGCACAGAUUUGUAGACUUCCUGGAGAGAUACAGCACAAGUGAAGGGAAAGCAGCUUUUCACCAUCUUGAUAUAGCAUAUCAGAGGACAAAUAUAGAACACGGAAAGUGGCAUAACAGCAAAAAACACAUAAACAGAAAAAGAUAAAAAAGUAUUGCAAAAGGGAGACAAGGAGUCUCGACACGACACAAGUGUUCGUGUGGGCCAGGUUUACAAGACAUACCCAGGAGAGUUGCCACUCAAGGAGUCUGAGAAUAAUCUGAAAAGACUUUGCUCCACUGAUACACCAUGGCUCGAGAUCGAAGGAGAGGAAUGGGCUUAGGGGUAAUGCUUCUGGCCUACAAAUUGCACAGCAUAGGGAUGAACACUAUACCACCUGUUACUCUUGCUUUGCUAAUAGGACAGUGUCUACUUUUCCUGGGCAUCAUUGAUCCACCUUGGAACAGAUACGAUGUCUGUCUGAGUGCUGAACAUAUCCUGUAUUACAAGGACUAUUGGCGAUUAAUUCUCUCAGCAAUUGAACAUUCGGAUGAUAUGCAUCUGUAUCACAAUAUGAUUUCACUGGUUCUUAAAGGCAGAACACUAGAGAAACUUUACGGCUCAGUGAAAUUUGCAAUACUUGUUGUAGUAUUUACAUUGGCAACUAGUCUAACAUAUGUUGGACUGGCUUGGGGAGCCACCGAAGUUUUAGAGAGCUACUCUUAUAUGAAGCAGUGUGCGAUAGGAUUUUCUGGUGUGUUGUUUGCACUGAAAGUCCUGACGACUCACCUUGAAGGAGGAUCUCGUCGUUACAUUCACGGAAUGUCAGUGCCAGCCAAGUAUGCUGUGUGGAUAGAACUAGUAAUUAUUCAUGUUCUUGUCCCUCGGGCCUCUUUCCUUGGUCACCUUGCAGGUAUUUUAGUUGGACUUGCAUAUAUAUGGGGCCCACUGAAAGUACUCGUUGAGAUGAUACAUGCGACCAUUACAGGACCAUAUUCAUAUGAUAGAAGCCACAGAUCAUUUGGCCAAUCCUAUACGUAUAUGCACGGAACAGUUGGUCCGGAACAAAAUUAUGAGAAUGAGAGGCAGAAUUAUGGAUGGAAUUUUGCUAAUGACCAGUAUGAAGCAGGACCAUCUUCUACAUAUGAAGGAAGAACAAGAAGUACUGCUAAUAUUCCUGCAGAAGAAUUAAGGCGCCGCAGACUGGAAAGAUAUCAGUGAACUUCGACUUUAUAUACAAAUGGACACAUAAAAUAAGUGCAUUAAAAUAUUUUCAAAAUUUUCUAUUUGAUAUGAGAUAUACUUGAUAUUUAUAGCUACCAAAUAAAACGCUAUAAUGUGAAACUUGUUUAUUAUAAAGUCAUCAACAUAUCACAGAAAACAGUGGUUUACAUUAAUUUCUCUUAAAGAAGUAUCCAUUUAUCCUCUCAAGUACAGUAGAUGUAAACACUACAGUAAGUCACUGCACACUAGAUGGGAGAUUUUCACACAGGUAUUACGUACCAACAAUCUUUGCUACACACAGCAUAUACACAUUUCAUUAAGCAUAUCAGUAUUUAAAUGCCCUGUUUGAACAUUUCAUAAAAAAAAAAGCAGCAAACAAGGUACCAAAUUACAAGAAUCAUUCUGCUUUUAUUUAUCCUUUCCAAAAGGAUAUGAACGUCUUUCUUAUUGCAUAAAUUUUGUAUUCUCAAAAAAAAAAAAAAAAAAAAAAAAAUCACCAUUUCAACA